UUGUAAUCUAUCUCUGCUGGUGUCUUUACCAUAUCGUCUGCGUAAAGAUGAAAGCAAUUAGAUCUAUCUGCUUCGUUAUGCUAUACUUUGCCUUAGUCUGCAAAGGUGAAGAAGAGAUAUGCAUGAAGAAUGAACCUUGUACCAUCACCCGUGUCAUCCCAUUCUAUCAACCUGGAGUGUACCAAUGUACCAUCAAUGAUGAACUCACUUAUGAAAUCGAUACGUACGACAAUGUACCGGAAGUGAUGAUUGUAGACAGCCACAGCAAGUUCAUUAAUGUCACAACACAGACAAUCAAUGGGGACAACUUGAGAAUUGUAGUUGUGGUAAAACUAUACGACAACAAGCUGGAAGGGGAGUGGAAAAUAUUAUUCGGAGAUAAAAUACGGAUUAAGUUCAGAGUGAUAUUCACAGAUGACGCUAACCUACGAAGAACAGUGAUUGCAUAUAAAGAAUUUAACAAAAAACUAAACUUUCUACUUGAUGGUCAAAAGACGCUUGAGGCUAUGAUUAAUCGGACACUGGACGGUCUAGAGAACGCUGAAUAUCUGAUCAAAAAACAAGUCAAGAAUAAGGAAACAGUAGGUCCCAGAAAAGCAGCUGUUAAAAAUACUGAUCGG
Messenger RNA from Physella acuta, 620 nucleotides. RefSeq lists its product as uncharacterized. The record is from RefSeq and is a predicted model, not a curated record. NCBI's taxonomy places the organism in Eukaryota, Metazoa, Mollusca, Gastropoda, Physidae.